CAUUACUCCCCCUCUCUCCCUCACAUUUCUUCAAUUUAUUUUUUGUGUGUCCAUUUGUGGAUCCAAAAUGAAGCCUGAAGACGUACCCAAUUCGCCACACGGCGGUUCGAUUGCGGAGGCAAUCCCAAUUCCGGCUUCUCCCCUGAUGGAGUUCUUCGAGGAAUUCCCACAAUCGUUCGAAUUCAAGGCGGAGCCAGUCUCCGAUGUGUCAUCGCCGCCGGUGGCGGCGGUGGUGGUUGGGGUUUCUCCUCCAUCUCUUCCAAAGCCGCUGGCGAUUCUGCACGAGACACCCAUCCCGCCGUUUCUGUCGAAGACGUUCGACCUGGUGGACGACCGAGGUCUGGACGCCGUGAUCUCGUGGGGAGCUGAUGGGGUGAGCUUUGUGGUUUGGGAUCCGGUCGAGUUCUCCAGAACCGUGCUCCCUCGCAACUUCAAGCACAACAAUUUCUCCAGCUUCGUUCGCCAGCUCAAUACUUAUGUGGGUAUCUUGCUGUUACCACAGCAGCUCUUAGCUUUGCAUUGAUUUAUCAAUUUUUUUGUCUGGGUUCGAUUGGUAUCUAACUUUUUCUGAUGUUGUUUUGGUUGAAGAUUGUAACUUUCAUCUAUGUAAUUGGAGGGUUCUUUGUAAAUUUGAGCAGUUUUGUUGACAUGUAAAAGGGUUUUGAUUCUCUGAUGUAAUAGUAUAGUGGGUAGAAGAAGUAGUAUAGUAAUGGCUUUUGCAAAUUCAGAUGAGAUGAUAAGUUAUAGGUGAAGUUUUGAUCAUCCUAGCGCCAACCUCUGAAUUUGUACUGGAGCGGGGAGCUAUCUACCUAAUCCGAAUCCAGGGAUUCCGCAAGAUCGAUGCUGACAAGUGGGAGUUUGCAAACGAAGGCUUUCAACAAGGUCAAAAGCAUCUUCUUCGAAACAUCCAGCGGCGGAAGACACCAUCAUCAUCUCAGCAAACCAGUGGCUAUGUUGUUGGGUCAUCUGGGGAAGCAGCAGGGAAGUCCAGGCUGGAGAAUGAGGUGGAGAGGCUGAGGAAGGAGAGAGGAGCAAUGAUGCAGGAAGUUGUAGAACUUCAGCAGCAGCAAAGAGGAUCCAUUGAGCAUAUGGAGACUGUCAACAAGAGGAUUCAUGUAGCUGAGCAGAGACAGAAGCAGAUGCUUUCCUUCCUGGCAAAGCUGUUCCAAAAUCCAGGAUUCCUCGACAGACUGAAGGAAAGCAAGGAGGGCUGUCAACGAGGCAGCAUAGGAGGAGGAUCAAAGAGGAAGAAGUUCCUCAGACAAAGUCAAGAAGGUGGGGCAGACAGAGAAGGUUCACCAUUUGUGCUCGACUCUUUUGUAUCAACAAAUGACUUGGCUGUUGCAGGGCAAGAAUUCAUAACCCCCACGGAGGAGAUUGAGGAGCCAUUCUAUAAAGGGAAGAAUGUGGUGAUGGAUCCACAGCCAGAACUCGGUCCUGAAGAUUUCAUCUCCUACCCUGACGAUUUAGGAAUGCAGCAGGAGGACUUCACACUUCCUGCAGUCUCAAGUCCAGGUUUCGAAAGCAUAGUCAAGCAAGAGGUUGAUGUAUGGAGCAUGGGAUUCGACACUCAUCCGGCCAUGGCUACCAGUCCAGGGAACGAGCUAUGGGAGUUCGGAGUUACAGGUGGGUUCUCUGACGUCUGGGAUUUAGGUUCUACACAAGCAGCAGAUAGAAGUUCAGGGUUCGACAAGCAGCUGCUGGUUGAUGAGAGCUUACUACCUGAUAUUAGUGCUGCCCAGCCGCAGGAUGUUGGCAGUUUCAAAAGAAGUUAGAUACUGGCGGGAUUACUUAUUGAUGCCAAUAUUACGAUUAUAUAGUACAUAAGACUGGACAUCUUUACCGAUUAUAUGCUUCUUUCAUUGAAUGCAUACCACUAUUUUUUUCAAUCUUGAGAUUUCUUCUCUCUUUUGAGCUUUUUUGCUGAACUUUCAUUAUUAUCCAUGUUUUAGCUCUCCAUUAUGCAACAGGUGAGCUGGAAGUUGGUGAACACUUGCUAGGUCUCUUGGAUUCUUGCUAAUGGAUGCCUUUCGAGUUUUUGAGCAUUUGCAGGUGAAAUCAGCUAAGACCGGGAUUGUGGCGCGUUGUGUUUGGCAGAGUUUUCAGGUUAUGGUUCCGACUUCCGACAGCGGUUAUUAAGUCUGGCAAUAUCUCUCAAGUUGGACAUUCUGGGAAUAGAAUACUGUGAUAGCGAUAGUAAAUUUGUUCAAUAGGUUUGCUUGUAUUGGUCAACUGUUCUUGGUGGCCUCUUAUCUGUUCGUACAUAGCCAAGUCUAAUUUCACU
This is a messenger RNA of Linum tenue, 2284 nucleotides long. The record is from the annotation of a GenBank genome assembly. NCBI's taxonomy places the organism in Eukaryota, Viridiplantae, Streptophyta, Magnoliopsida, Malpighiales, Linaceae.